Molecule: messenger RNA, 1740 nt
Organism: Polyodon spathula (Mississippi paddlefish)
Lineage: Eukaryota; Metazoa; Chordata; Actinopteri; Acipenseriformes; Polyodontidae
Product: tubulin polymerization-promoting protein family member 3-like
Exons: 4
Coding region: 157-696 (179 amino acids)
Biological process (GO): microtubule polymerization; positive regulation of protein polymerization; microtubule bundle formation
Cellular component (GO): microtubule
Molecular function (GO): tubulin binding
Source: RefSeq, a predicted model, not a curated record
CAUUUUGUGCUGGGCAGUGCCGUCUUUCAUCCUGCUUAAUGUGCAAGCGGACAAAAGCAUCACAACAUCCCAGUGAGCGCAUCCCUGACACUGCUAGAGACUGACACACUCUCCUCACACACGCACACUACACUACACAAGAUUGGCAUUGGGAAGAUGGCAGAAGGUGCAGUGGACUUGGGUGAGCUGGCGAAAUCCUUCAAGAAGUUUGCGGUCCAUGGAGAUACCAAGGCCAGCGGUCAGGAGAUGACCGGAAAGAACUUUGUCAAGCUGUGCAAGGACUGCCGUGUCAUUGAUGGAAAAAACAUCACGACCACCGACGUGGACAUAGUCUUCAGCAAAGUCAAGCCGAAGUCAGCCAGGGUGGUGAACUUUGAGCAGUUCAAGCAGGCUCUGAAGGAGCUCGCCCCCAAGAGAUUCAAAGGGAAGGGAGAGGAAGAGGCACUGCAGGAAACCUACCGUCUGAUAGCGGGCAAAGAGCCGGCCAACAUCGGGGUGACCAAAACAGCAAAGGCAGGCGCGGUGGACAGACUGACCGACACGGCCAAGUUCACCGGCGCGCACAAGGAACGCUUCGACGACACGGGGAAGGGGCGUGGCCGGGCGGGGCGGGAGGAACUCCCGGACACCAGCGGCUACGUGGGGGCGUACAAGGGGGCGGGGACCUACGAGGAGAAAGUGAAGGAGAACCAGUAAGAAAGACAGCGCCCCCCUGCUGCCAGCCUCCGCAACUGCAGCUUCAGAAAACACCAAAAUAUUAGACGGCAUGCAACAUUAAGUGUUCAUUUUACUUACAGUUAAAAUGCAUUUGUUCCAAUGAUUUUACACUGCAGCCUUUGGGAAAAACUGUGGAGGUCAGUUUUUAUGAAUUUUAUUGCACAUUGCACAGCACCUUGAUUUCGUUGGUGAUUUCUGACAUGCUGUGUAAAUUCCCUGUCACCACUAAUACUGUAUAUUGUGAUUGUUAAGCAACCAGCUCUAAGCUAGAAUGCAUUGCUGUGCCAGCCUCACGCAGUUCUUAACCCAUCGAACCCUGUGUCCCGUCUCUUACUGUACGUUGUCUUCUUCUUAUAGUAGAUUCUACAGUGUUAUUUUUAAUUCUCACGGUAUUUGUGUGUGUGUGUUUAUUUAUUUAUUUAUUCAUGUAUUUAUUUGAUAUUGUUUUAAGCAUAAUGUCACUAUAAUAUCAUUCCGUGUCUCCAGUUACACGCACAUAUGUGUGUGUGUUUUUCCUUUACCUGGUUUUAAGAUAGUUUGGAGAAUCCUAACUGCCUGCACUGAACACCCUUCCCCAUUCCAUUCCUAUCAUGUGACAAACGGACUUUUAAACUAGUCCCAUCUGCUCCUCAAAUACAGAGUUUACUGUAGGAAGGGGCGAACAGAGUUGGUUACAGCAUGGUGUGAAUGGAAUGAGGAAGGCUCGGCAGUUAGUAUUCUCCAACACCAACAUGCUCAGAUCCAUGGUCCCGAUCGGAUUGUAACUGUCAGUACCACUGCAACUAGAACGCUAUGCUUCCUCCCUCGCUGUUCUGUUCAAAUCUUUGUUAACUGAAGCUAAGAAAAAGCAGGCUGUUUGAUCUCACAUGUCUUCCACGGCGUUCUCUGCACUAAACAGUGCUUCCGCUGGCCUCUGUUUGUGUGUGUGUAGCGAAGCAUCCACUGUAUUUUGUGUCACGCUAACUGUCAGCUGUGCCUUGGCCGUUUUAUUUCCGUCUUGAGAAAUAAAUAUGAUUCAAACUG